This is a messenger RNA of Funneliformis geosporum, 537 nucleotides long. NCBI's taxonomy places the organism in Eukaryota, Fungi, Glomeromycota, Glomeromycetes, Glomerales, Glomeraceae. The record is from the annotation of a GenBank genome assembly.
AUGUAUCAACCAAAAACAUCUCAAAUCAUUUUCGUCCUCGCAUUUUUGAUCGGACUCGUGUCGCAAGUUUCAGCUCAUGGUAUUUUGCUUACUCCACCGAUCAGACUCGCACAUGAUGAUGAUAAUGCCAACAAAAUCCUUCAGGCCGUCAACCCAACUACUCAAAUGCCUUGUGGUGCUGGAGGUGAUGGCUAUGGCCCAGUCACAAAAUUCAAACCUGGUGAUAGCAUGUAUAUCGCAUACAAUGUCUCCAUUCCUCAUCCUGGACCCUGUAAAAUUGAAUUUUCCAAGAAAAAUGAUAAACACUUCAAGACUAUCAUGGAAUUAGGCGAAUGUGGUAGCGCUGUUGGUCUAGUAUCUGCAUUUGUUGAUUUACCACAUGAACCCUGUGACGAAUGCACCGUGAGAUUCAGUUGGAAUGAUGAUCUUGGAAACUGGUACUUGAAUUGCGCCAAUGUCCAAAUUGAGGAUCCUAUGCCCAUGCACAAACGCAGUGUUCGAAGACUCAGUACUAGAAAAUCGAGAAGAAAUUUAUAA